Messenger RNA from Leptosia nina, 1215 nucleotides. NCBI's taxonomy places the organism in Eukaryota, Metazoa, Arthropoda, Insecta, Lepidoptera, Pieridae. The record is from the annotation of a GenBank genome assembly.
AUGUAUUCCGAAGAAGAUCUUAGAGCUCUUAGUGCAUACUUCGUGGAGCGCGUGGUUUUUAACGGCGAUACACUGGAGGAACUUUCGGAGAAAGCAACCAAAUGGUCGAAACGUGAGCUACUUGAGGUUAUAGCAACGCGUCAUGGAGCCGGCUUGCCGCGCGAAUGCAUGAUGCCGCAAGAAACACCUCAUCCCACUAAUGAGUUUGGUGACCUAGACAGUUUUAUAAGCCUUUAUGUAGGUUUAUGCAUUUCAGCUAACUGUCCUGUGGUAGUAGAUAAUUUAUAUUCACUAAUUCAAUCAAUAUAUCCUCGAAAAGUGUGGUAUCCAUUAUACGAAACCCCCGAAGAACUCCUGUUUCUAGGAUUAUUUUACUGGAUUAAUGAUAUGCCAAUGACUGUUAAGGAUAACUUUUUGGGUAAAGGAUGGAAAAAGGUUUUUAAUAGAACGACACUUAUAUCCAGUGUUCCCGAAUGCGCUACUUUAAUAGACUCCAUUAUGAAUUCUGAUAACCCAGUUAUAUCUUUUCGUUGUCAAGGAUUGCACUUAGGGGUUGCCGGCACUGUAACAUUACUCCAAAUCGCAACAAUGGACAGCAGGGCUUAUAUUUUUGAUGUACAGACAUGUCGAGAAAUGAUCGAGGAUGAUGGAGGCAAGAUCAGGUUGCUAUUGGAGAGCCCAAAUGUAACUAAAAUUGUUCAUAAUUGCUCUGUGGCGUCUGUCAACCUGUACCAUCAGUUUAAUAUUAUAUUAAGAAAUGUAUUUGAUGUUCAGAUAGCUCAUGCACUUCUAAUAGCUCAGGAAAAAAAUGUUCCAGUAGAACAGGUGCCAUUAGAGUCUCUCUUUGAUAUUUCUUUGAAGUAUCAUUUUUCUAGGCCGCGUCGUUUAGACCAAGACAGGCUACUUUAUAGAAGAGAUCGCAUGUUUUGGGCCAAAAGACCACUUACACGAGAAAUGAUAGUGCUGGCAGCAUCAGAUCCACUACAACUAGCGAAUCCAAUAUUCUACAAUUAUAUGUCCAACAAAAUCAAACCAGAAAACAAAGAGACAGUUACAGAGUUAACAGUUCAUCAUAUGAUUAACGGAGGCAAGAUCAGUUUUCUAUUGGAGAGGGCAUACCCUAUGUUGUCUGUCAACCUGAACAAUCAGUUUAAUAUUAUUAUGCUCUUCUCCAAUCUCCGGAAGAUAAUGUCCCAGGAGAACAGGUGCCAUUAG